AUGCGCCUUACGAUGUGGGUGGCGCGGAUUUUGAUGAUGACGCGCAAAGCUAGUGCUCGCUGGGUCCCACGCUUCCGCUCUCUGUCGCCCGCGUCGUCGCCAUCGCUUCCGCAGCUCGUCGCGUUCGCGACCCCUGCCCGUCGCCUUCACUUCCCCCCCGUCGCCUUCACUCCCCCCCCCCCCCCCCCCCCCUCUCCCCCCUUCCGUUGCCUUCAUUUCCCCCUCUCGUCGCCUUCACUUCCCCCCCUCCCGUCGCCUUCACUUCCCCCUCUCGUCGCCUUCACUUUCCCCCCUCCCGUCACCUUCACUUCCCCUUCCCGUCACCUUCACUACCCCCUCCCGUCGCCUUCACUUCUCCCCCCCGUCGCCUUCACUUCCCCCUCUCGUCGCCUUCACUUCCCCCUCCCGUCGCCUUCACUUCCCCCUCCCCUCGCCUUCACUUCCCCCUCCCGUCGCCUUCACUUCCCCCUCCCGUCGCCUUCAUUUCCCCCUCCCCGUCGCCUUCACUUCCCCUCCCGUCUCCUUCAUUUCCCCCUCCCGUCGCCUUCACUUCCCCUUCCCGUCGCCUUCACUUCCCCCUCCCGUCGCCUUCACUUCCCCUUCCCGUCGCCUUCACUUCCCCCUGCCGUCGCCUUCACUUCCCCCUCCCGUCGCCUUCACUUCCCCCUCCCGUCGCCUUCACUUCCCCCUCUCGUCGCCUUCACUUCCCCCUCCCGUCGCUUUCACUUCCCCCUCCCCUCGCCUUCACUUCCCCCUCCCGUCGCCUUCACUACUCCCUCCCGUCGCCUUCACUUCCCCCUCCCGUCGCCUUCACUUCCCCCUCCCGUCGCCUUCACUUCCCCCUCCCAUCUCCUUCAUUUCCCCCUCCCGUCGCUUUCACUUCCCCCUCCCCUCGCCUUCACUUCCCCCUCCCGUCGCCUUCACUUCUCCCUCCCGUCGCCUUCACUUCCCCCUCCCGUCGCCUUCACUUCCCCCUCCCGUCGCCUUCAUUUCCCCCUCCCCGUCGCCUUCACUUCCCCUCCCGUCUCCUUCAUUUCCCCCUCCCGUCGCCUUCACUUCCCCCUCCCGUCGCCUUCACUUCCCCCUCCCGUCGCCUUCAUUUCCCCCUCCCCGUCGCCUUCACUUCCCCUCCCGUCUCCUUUAUUUCCCCCUCCAGUCGCCUUCACUUCCCCUUCCCGUCGCCUUCACUUCCCCCUCCCGUCGCCUUCACCUCCCCCAUUUCCCCCCUUCACGCUCUCUUACCCCCUCUGCUCGCCCCUGUUUUCCCGGCUCACUCCUAUACCCACUCUCUCCCUCCCUGCUCACUCUCUUCCCCCCUGCUCACUCUCUUCCCCCCUGCUCACUUUCUUUCCCCCUGUUCUCAUCCCUCUUUCCCCCUUUCUCACCCAUUUCCCCCCUGCUCGGUCUAUUUCCCCCUGUGCUCGCCCCUAA
Messenger RNA from Closterium sp. Naga37s-1, 1431 nucleotides. The record is from the annotation of a GenBank genome assembly. NCBI's taxonomy places the organism in Eukaryota, Viridiplantae, Streptophyta, Zygnematophyceae, Desmidiales, Closteriaceae.